AUGCUGGUGUUAUCGGCUCUGCCAGUAGCUCUGGCUGUCCUGGCCGUGGCUCCCUCGGCGCUUGCGUUCGGCCGGCGCUCGCCUCGCUCUGAGGACACCAGUCUCGGCGUGCACCACUGCGCCAACCACCAGCCCCACACGCUCGACCGCUACCCAGUGGGCGGGCCGGCCGCCGGCUGCGGCACCGUGGUCCGGCGCGGCGUCACAGAGACAGAGCGGGACGAGGUCGUCUCGGCGCACAAUGUCAUCCGACGCGCCGUGCGACACGGCCGCUACGCCGACCAGAACCUACCGGCGGCCAGCGCGCUGCCCGAGCUGCGCUGGGACGACGAGCUGGCGCUGGUCGCGCAGCGCUGGGCCGACCAGUGCCGCGGCGGACACGACCAGUGCCGCGACGUGGCCCGAUUCCCGGUCGGCCAGAACUUCGCCUUCGUGUGGAGCGGCGGCCGGCAGAACUGGACGGCCGAGGCGCUGCACCAGUGGUUUGCCGACGAGUUGCCGCGAUUCCGGCAGGCCGACCUGGAGUUCCGCGGCGGCCAGGACCCCGUGUCGGGCGGCUACACGGGCCACCUGACCCAGCUGCUGUGGGCCGACACCCGGCGCGUCGGCUGCGGCUUCAUGGCCGUCGCCGAUCCCGUCUUCUGCGAGCGGCGAACCUACGUCUGCAACUACGGACCGGCCGGCAACGUGCUCUUCGAGCCCGUCUACCCGACCGAGGCGUCAUCGAUUGGACCGACAGAGUGGGAGCAGGGAGAGGUUUGA
Messenger RNA from Amphibalanus amphitrite, 762 nucleotides. Its product is annotated as venom allergen 5-like. The record is from RefSeq and is a predicted model, not a curated record. The transcript has a single exon. NCBI's taxonomy places the organism in Eukaryota, Metazoa, Arthropoda, Thecostraca, Balanomorpha, Balanidae. Bases 1 to 762 code for a protein of 253 amino acids.